AUGACGGCCGUCAACAGAACGUUGAUCUUCAUACGAGGUCAUCUGAAUCACCCCGAGUCUCCUGAGAUCUCCAUCAACGAAGAGAGUAUCGCAUAUGCACUAACAUGGGGCUCCCAAGGGUUUGACGAGCCCUCUAACUUCAGUGACCUGCCAUCCAUCGACCAUGCUCUCUACCUGGCAAAUGCCGCCAAGUUCCACGUCGGCCAACUAUUCCACCUGCUGGGCGACCAAGAGUUCAUGCGCCAUUUACACGAGUUCUACGAGAACCCAGAAAAGAAGGCGAAGAGCUCGAGGAUCUGGUUUGUGCAGUUUCUCGCGGUUACAAGCUUGGGCAAGUCAUGUGGCACGUCGAGUCGGCCUGGCGCACGAUCUCCUCCGGGGUCCGACUUGUUCAUCCGAGCCAUGUCUCUUUUACCAGAUCCAUCAUAUCUAUUCAAUGACCCUUUGACUGCGAUAGAGAUACUCUGCACCAUUUCGCUAUAUCUGCAAUCAGUUGACAUGCGAAAUUCGGCAUUCAUAUAUAUCGGCCAAGCACUUCGAAUGUCUCUCCUUUUCGGCAUCCACUUGGAGAGACCAUCCAAAGACUGGGAUCCUCGCGUGGUAGAACGGUGUCAAAAGGUCUGGUGGACGGUGUACAUCCUGGACCGCGCCUUUACAUCGUCUCAGGGCGUCCCUCUGUCUUCGAUACAAGACCAUGAGAUCACCACGCCACUGCCAAAGACCCAAGUAUCUCGCGAAGGUACAGCUAUUCACGUCCACGUGAAGCUGGCGAGAGUCACCACUGAAGCUGUGAACAGGGUGUACGGCGCGAACAAUCGACUGGGCGCGAAUUUUCUGUCCGGCAUUCAACUUGUGCUCCGAGAUAUUGCCUCUAUUGCCGGCGACCUGAAUAGGUUAUUCCCUCUGUCCUUUGAUGGUUCGGUAGGGGCAUUUCGCGAGUGGCUGCACAUCUACAUCUUUACUACCAUCAGGGAACCGCGGAAUCUCUUUGUGACAUCCAAGGCACUUGUCAAAACGUGCACAGACUCUUGCCAUAAGAUGCUACAGAUCGUGGGAGUAUUACAUGAACAAAGCCUUUCAGAACGCACCUUUUUGGCAUCCUUUGUUCUGGUAAUGAUAUCUGUCAUCAUCCCGUCUUCGCCGGUGGAUAGCAACCAACGCAACAAGUCUCACGUCUUCUUGGAGGAGAUGGUUAGGCGAGGAUCCAUUCCAGCUGAGUUUCGCAAGUCUGAACUCGAGCUGCUUGAGUUGGCGGGGCUGUGGAAUUCCCAGCUAUCAAGCACCCUCGCCCAGGAAUCAACCUCGGCUCAAGAUACUCAGCCUCAGCGACCCGCUGCUCAAAGCAUUGAACUUCCACCUGAAGUCAGCCUGCCUCUCAACGACAUAUCCAUAGCCAAUCUUCUGUCGCCUGGUCAGUUGCUGGAUGUUGUGAAAAUGGUGGAUGCCAAUCACGUCAAUAUAGUGCAAAGCAAUGAAUGGUUAAACUCGUGGAUUUGGGAGGGUAUGCCGAUGUUGUCGGAUGAUCGGGAUUGCCAGGGCAGGCAAGGGGACUCUGGGAGUCCCAACACACUGUAA
Messenger RNA from Fusarium vanettenii 77-13-4, 1575 nucleotides. RefSeq lists its product as uncharacterized. Bases 1 to 1575 code for a protein of 524 amino acids. The record is from RefSeq and is a predicted model, not a curated record. Lineage: Eukaryota; Fungi; Ascomycota; Sordariomycetes; Hypocreales; Nectriaceae. Gene Ontology annotation, cellular component: nucleus. Gene Ontology annotation, molecular function: sequence-specific DNA binding; zinc ion binding. Gene Ontology annotation, biological process: DNA-templated transcription; positive regulation of transcription by RNA polymerase II. The transcript is spliced from 6 exons.